Molecule: messenger RNA, 1609 nt
Organism: Drosophila busckii
Lineage: Eukaryota; Metazoa; Arthropoda; Insecta; Diptera; Drosophilidae
Gene: me31B
Product: ATP-dependent RNA helicase me31b
Exons: 6
Coding region: 179-1534 (451 amino acids)
Biological process (GO): cytoplasmic stress granule assembly; P-body assembly
Cellular component (GO): P-body; cytoplasmic stress granule
Molecular function (GO): mRNA binding; RNA helicase activity; ATP binding
Source: RefSeq, a predicted model, not a curated record
UGUAUUUGUGAUAUUAAUGAGCCGUUAAAGUAAUCUUACAUUGAAACAUUUGCGCUGGGUACUUGAAGUUUGCUAUAAACAAAAAGAUAAAUAACCAAGAACUACAUAAUUAAAAAAAAAAACAGACUGCCCAGCAUAACACAUACUAACGCUUAUUCAAUUUUUAUAAACUGCAAGGAUGAUGACUGAAAAAAUGGCAGCCGGUCACUCAAGCUUGGUCAACAAGGGGAUUUUAAGUGAUCAUCCAAUUGCGACUAAUAUAAGUGAAGAUAUGGGCUGGAAAUCAAAAUUAAAACUUCCCCCUAAAGACAAUCGCUUUAAAACUACAGAUGUUACGGAUACACGUGGCAACGAAUUUGAAGAAUUUUGCUUAAAAAGGCCACUUUUAAUGGGUAUUUUUGAAAAAGGCUGGGAACGUCCAUCUCCUAUCCAAGAAGCCGCGAUACCUAUUGCAUUGAGUGGAAAAGACGUUUUAGCACGUGCCAAGAAUGGUACUGGAAAAACUGGGGCUUAUUGCAUCCCUGUGUUGGAGCAGAUUGACCCCACGAAAGACUAUAUUCAAGCACUAGUAAUGGUUCCCACCCGUGAAUUGGCCUUGCAGACUUCACAGAUAUGUAUUGAGCUUGCCAAGCAUCUGGACAUCAGAGUAAUGGUUACAACCGGAGGCACAAUACUAAAGGAUGACAUCCUUCGUAUCUAUCAAAAAGUACAAUUAAUUAUAGCAACUCCUGGAAGAAUUUUGGACUUAAUGGAUAAAAAAGUGGCGGAUAUGUCUCAUUGCAAAAUAUUAGUUUUGGAUGAAGCCGACAAGUUGCUUUCAUUAGAUUUUCAAGGCAUGCUGGAUCAUGUUAUAUUAAAAUUACCCAAGGAUCCACAGAUAUUGCUUUUUUCUGCGACAUUUCCAUUAACUGUUAAAAAUUUCAUGGAGAAGCAUUUGCGUGAACCUUAUGAGAUAAACCUCAUGGAAGAACUAACAUUGAAAGGUGUAACUCAGUACUAUGCCUUUGUUCAAGAGCGCCAGAAAGUGCACUGCCUAAACACAUUAUUCUCCAAGUUGCAAAUUAAUCAGUCGAUUAUAUUCUGCAAUUCUACGCAGCGCGUUGAACUCUUAGCAAAGAAGAUUACUGAGCUCGGAUAUUGCUGUUAUUACAUUCACGCUAAAAUGGCUCAGGCUCACAGAAACAGAGUUUUCCAUGAUUUUCGUCAAGGUCUCUGUCGAAAUUUGGUGUGCUCUGAUCUAUUCACACGUGGCAUAGAUGUACAAGCCGUAAAUGUGGUCAUUAACUUUGAUUUUCCACGAAUGGCAGAGACAUAUUUACAUCGAAUCGGCCGGUCUGGUAGAUUUGGUCAUUUGGGUAUUGCCAUUAAUUUAAUAACCUACGAGGACCGAUUUGAUCUUCAUCGUAUUGAGAAAGAAUUGGGAACUGAAAUUAAGCCAAUACCCAAAGUAAUAGAUCCAGCAUUGUAUGUGGCAAAUGUGGGCGGGUCUGCGGGGGAAGCAGCCAAUAACAGUGAUCUUAAUAAUUCUAAAUGAAGAAGGCAAUGUUAGUAAAUAAAUCGAAAAAGUUUGGAAUAUCUAAAACUGGAAAAUAAACAAAGAGAAAACUUG